Messenger RNA from Acanthoscelides obtectus, 1551 nucleotides. Lineage: Eukaryota; Metazoa; Arthropoda; Insecta; Coleoptera; Chrysomelidae. The record is from the annotation of a GenBank genome assembly.
AUGAUUCUUAUUAGAUUUGAAAUAGAGAAGAAACUGAGACAGGCAAAGAAAGCUGAACGAGCCAAGGACAAACCAUCAAAACCAAGGGAUAAAGAGAGAGACAAAGAAAAAGAUAAAGAGUUUACUAAUAAACUACAGAAUGACUUUAGUUCAAUUGACCACAAAGAGAGAAGUAAGGAACGUAAAAAGAACAUUGAGGAAAAUAGGGGUAAAGUUGAUAAAAGAGUAAAUGCUAUGGCUGAACUUAAAGCUAGAAGAGAGGGAAAAAUAAGGAGGGAAGAAGCAGAGGAAGAGAGGAAGAAGCAAGAGGAACAAAAGAAAAAAGAGGAAGAAGAACAAAUUGUUUUAUCAAAGAAGAAUGAGACAAAAUUGAAGGCAUCAGAUAUUUACUCAGAUGACAGUGAUAGUGAUACGUCCGUGCGUUCCCGUUCGAGAUCUCGUUCCCGUUCCCAAUCCAGUUCCAGCUCGAGUUCCAGCAGCAACGAAGAGGACGAGGAACAACGCCGACCUUCGUACGUGCCUUCCAGGCAGGAUCUGAACCUGAUCAGGCUGUCCAGGCAUAAGCUGGAACGGUUCGUCCACAUGCCGUUCUUCGAUAGGAUAGCCAUGGGGUGCUAUGUUAAAGUGGGCAUCGGGCAACACGACAAUGUGCCUGUGUACAGAGUGGCUGAGGUCAUUGGGGUGUACGAGACGGCGAAGAUUUAUAAUUUGGGGAAGACCAAGACGAAUAAGGGACUUAAAGUUAGACACGGCAACCAAGAGCGCGUUUUUAGACUAGAAUUUAUAUCCAAUCAAGAGUUUAGCGACCCAGAAUACCAGAAAUGGAUAGAAGCAAGUGCAGCAGCCGGCAAUGCGUUGCCAACGAAAAUCAGGAUAGAACAAAAACAGGCUGAUAUCAAAGAAGCUAUCAGUUACGAGUUCAACGAGAAAGACGUGGAACGAAUAAUCGAAGAGAAGAAGCGCUUCAAAUCCAACCCGUUCAACUACGCGAUGGAAAAGGCGCGACUUAUGCGCGAGCGUGAAGCGGCUUUGACGCGGGGCGACGAUGAACAGGGGCGCGCUUUAGGUCAGAAAUUGUCGGACCUGGAAGAGAGAGCGUCGGAGUUGGAUAAACUGAGGACGUCGACGAUCAGUAGUAUUUCGUACAUCAACGACAGGAAUAGGAAAAAGAACGUUGAGGAGGCUGAGAAGGCUAUCAUGGCGGAGGUCAAGGCUAAUAAAGGAAAGAAAGCUGAUGACCCGUUCACGAGACGUUCCACAAAGCCAAGGAUGAACUUCAAAGCUGGCGAGAAAGAGGCUAGAGAGGCUUUAGCUGCUAGUACACCAGUGGAACAGAAGAAAGAAGAGGCUCCGACGCAAAGGGAAGUCGCAAAAAAGUCAGCCCAACCGGCGCAAGUCUCGCAGGAUGAUCUCUUCUCGGCGCACGAUUUUGAUAUUAAGAUUGAUCUAGAAGUGCCCCUACCUGGUAAGAUGUCUAGUGUACUUUACUUUUGUAUAUCCUUUUCCUGGGUCAGUCGUCCACUGGAUUCGUUUUUAUCCGAUGUUUGUUAG